AUGAAACGGCUAGCAGCGCGUGGCCGUGGCCGACCGGAGACAGACCGACGAACGACUAGGCGUUUGUUUGAGUGGCUUGGAAAAGAUAAAAUAAGUUGGUAUUGUGUGACAGUUCUGAACUGUAGAACUGGAUACCAUCGGUUCAUUUGGACUGGUACAACCAGUUCAUCAAAAAAGAACUGAUCUUGUCCAAUGGAUGCUUACUGGGAAUUAUCCGACUUUGAUAUUCAUAUUCGUCAACAAGGCUUCGAAAAAUUACUAGAGUCAUUGCAAAUAUCGUCGACGAAUAACGAAGACGAAAAGAGUUCAUCAUCACAACUUGAUUAUAUCAUAUCACGAUUAAUCAAAGGGUUGGUAUCCAAUCGUAAAUGUGCUCGUAUCGGUUAUGCUGCAACUCUUGGCACACUCGCUAGUCUGAAUGAUACCGAAUUAGAAAUGCCAUCAACUGAUGAAUUUAUAUCAUUAGUUGAAAACAAAUUGACAACGAAAAAAGAAACUGGUGUUGAAGAUGCCAAAAAUGUUCGGAUCGGUCGUGUUCUUAGUUAUAUCGCAUUGGCUUAUACACAAAAGGAUAAUGAUUUAUCAGAUCUAUUAUCGAGAAUCAUACCUGAUUUGCUUCUCAUUCGUACGCAAGAAACUCGACGACGUUUACGCACAUUUAUCGAUGCAGCGAUCAUUCAACUAGCGAAAUGGAGUGGUCGAAAGGUAUUCAAAAAAGGAAUUUUACCACAAAUUCAAGAACUUCUUCCAAACUCAUGGCAAAUGGGCGAUGAUGGGUCAAAAUCGAUCUUUCUACUCAUUUCACUCGUUAAUCUUUAUCCGAAAAUAUUUGAUCGAGAAUAUUUUCAAUCAAAUUGGAAAGAUAACGUAUUAUCGUUAGGAAAAACCAGUGAUCAACAAGCAAUUAUCAAAAAGUGUCUACAAUCAUUUGACAAUGAACUUCAUUUACUUGAACAAUUAAGUAGAGAACUAUUGGUUUAUGCUAUUCAUACACAACAACUGGUAUCAUUUUGGCCAAUACUUGUUGACGAACUUUCAAACAUUGGGCUUGAUUCGAACAAAGGUCAUAUUUUACUUGAUUUGAUCACGUUCUGUUUUCAAGAACGUGAAAACUCUGAUCCAGUUUACACGAUUGAAACAAUGCUUGAUCAUAGUGAAUUGUUAUUUGGUAAAAUACUGGAUUUAUUGUCAUCAUCAGGACGGAAAACACAUCAGCAAGCAUCCAUUCAAUUAUCUAAAGAUGCACUCGAUAAACUCGCACAUACACUGGCCAGCCGAUCGUUACAAGAACGAUUACGCUUAUUUGAAAAAUUAUUGAAAUGUGCGGAUAAGAACUAUACAUGUAUGCAUACAGUAGCAACUGCUAUAUCAGAAAAAUUAACAGUUGAAGAAUUUCCGGAGUAUGUGAAAUACAUCAUCGGCUUAUUUUUUACAAUUGCUAAAGAAGAUGAAAAUGCUCUCGAUCGUCGUCGACAUUUUCUUCUUGAAACGCUUUCGAAUGUCUGCAACAGUGCUGCGUUCGAUUUGAAAGUUGAUUCUUGUGGUUCAUUGUUGGAAAAUAUUCUUUCGUUAUGCGUUUUAUUGGCGAAUUUCAAGCUAAAUAACCAUACACCAAAACAAUUCCGUGAACUUCUUCCUGAAACAGUCCAACUUUCGGAUACAACACGAGAACAUCUGGAAGAUAUUGUUUAUAAACUUAUUCUUCAUGAAUUUCAUGAGAAUAGAUAUGAACACAGUUUUCAUAUUUUUCAAAAAUCAAUCCAAUGGAUUGAAACACCCAAACAUUAUUCGCCAGUGUUCAAACACAGUGAAGAAAUAAAAGAAUAUCUAAAGGAAAAUAGUGCAGAACUAUUUGAACUUCUACAAGGAAAAACGAUUCAAUCAUUACCAGAUGAAAAACUACGAUUAGCAUUUCAGCAAGUGAUUGUGCUAAGUUUUUACGAUUUAUUCGUUGAUUUCAAUCGUGCUAAACAAUAUCUCGACGAUCUAGUGACGUGUGUGAAAAAUGCACAUACCCAAUUGGUAUCGAAAAAGAAAGUCAAGGAACAAUCAACAUGGAUUGAGGUCUUGAUUGAUAUUCUUCUUUCGAUGUACACAAAGAAACAACAUGAUAUUCGAGCGAUUGUUAAGAAGAUUUACCAUCAAAUAGUACCAUACAUGAAUGAAAAUGCUUUGAAAUUGAUGUUACAAACUAUUUCCAUGGAAAACGAAAGUGAUGACGAAGGCGAAAGUGGCGAGGGUGAAGAAAAUGAAGACGAAGACGAAGAUGAAGAUGAACAGGAAGAAAGUAGUGAUGAGGAAUCUGAUGAAGAAUUAAUGGAAAAUGGCGAUGCUAAUGAAGAACUUCGACAAGCAGUUGAAAAGGCAUUGGGUGAUGCAGCUGUAAAAGAAGAUCAAGAAGAUGAUGUUGAUAUGGAUGACGAAGCAAUGCUUCGCUUAGACCCAUUAAUUGCUGAAGCAUUUCGAUCGCAAAUGAAAAAAUCAUCGAAUUUGAAAGUCAUCAAUGAGAAACUUCACCAUCAAUUUCGUGUUCUUGAUUUAAUUGAAUCAGUGAUAAAAAAAGAUGAUCGAAUGCGAUUUGUUCUUAUUAGCAUUCGUCCUUUGAUUGAAACAUUAACAAGUUUACCAAAUAAUACCGCUUAUAAGACAAUGAUUGAACGCUUAGAUUCGAUUUUACGGCAAUUGUCAAAUCGAAAGCUCGGACAUACAGAUAUGCCAACGACUGAUGAAUGUCUAGAACUAUUUCGGUAUUUAACGUCACUGGCUGGAACUCGAACAAAAUUAACCACGGAUACGUUAUCAAAAGUAUCGAUGUUUGUUAUAAAACUAUGCUUGCACGUUGGUAAACAAGAAGAUCGAUUGCCGGGCGUCGAAGAAACGAUUCUGACAAUGUACGAAGGCGGAUUUCUUCGUUUUCUCCAGCCCAAACCACCAAAGGAUAAAUCUGAGAAAAAGAAGAAGCAGAAGAAAAAAGAUGACGACAAUGAAGACGAAGAAUUGACUCCUCAUCAAUCAGUUGUUCAUCCAAGUAUUAUUAAAGAAUUUCUUCUACGUUUUCCCGAAUAUGGUGGUCGUCUAAUGGUAUCGAUGGUUCGAACAACACUAAAGGAAAACAUCAAUUGGAAAAAACGAAAUAUCGUCUGCGGCACAUUGAAUAACUUCUUCAAUAGAAAACAAUUGGAUCAUGUCGAUGAGAACUUAUUGAAAUCAACCAUAGAUCUUCUUGUUAUGUCCUGUAAUGAUAGCAAAUCAUCAAAAAUGGAAUCUAUGCAUGUAAUCACUACCUUGACACAAAAACUAGUAUUGAUUCGAAAUCCAACUUUAACGGAAAAACAAGCAUCAACUUUGCUUGCUGCUCUUUCCACAGCGAUCAAAAGCAAACCAAUCAAUAGUGAUAAACAACGUAAACAACUUCUCAAUCUUCUACAAUCGUUUAAGAAAAGAUUUUCGUUGACCAUUGACGAAGAAAUAAUGAAUAUGUUAACAACGAAGCGUAAAUCUUCGUCAGCAGCAACAACAACAACCAAUACAGCAAAGAAAUUGAAAACAGAAGAAUCAAGUGUCUCCAAUGGAGAUGUAAAUCAAUCAGUUGUCGAUUGCCGACAAAUGCCAUUCAAAGGCAUUAAUGUUUAA
Molecule: messenger RNA, 3633 nt
Organism: Adineta ricciae
Lineage: Eukaryota; Metazoa; Rotifera; Eurotatoria; Adinetida; Adinetidae
Source: the annotation of a GenBank genome assembly